This is a messenger RNA of Hemibagrus wyckioides, 3731 nucleotides long. Its product is annotated as T-lymphocyte activation antigen CD80. The coding region runs from base 543 to 1472 and encodes 309 amino acids. The record is from RefSeq and is a predicted model, not a curated record. Lineage: Eukaryota; Metazoa; Chordata; Actinopteri; Siluriformes; Bagridae. Gene Ontology annotation, cellular component: external side of plasma membrane. The transcript has 9 exons. Gene Ontology annotation, biological process: negative regulation of T cell proliferation; positive regulation of T cell proliferation; immune response.
ACAAAAGUGAUGUUUAACACCAGAAACUGAGCUUCCAUUAGUGCCAAAAUAAUAAGAAUUUUAGUUUAUAAGGCUGGAUUUUGUUCUUGUUUUUCUGUUUUCCAUACAAUCCAACAUCAGGUUCAACAACACAAAGGAAAAACAAGGUGAAGGACACAGCAGACAAGUGUAACGACGCUGUGAGAGAGAGAGAACAGACAAGAAAAAUACACUCCGGUGAGAGCUGCUUUUAUUCUGCGGUAAAAAAAAGAAAGAAAAAGUGAGCCAGUUUAUCUCAGGACACAUCGACAUUCAGUUCAACCGUCGGUUUCCGAGGUCGAGUUUGGUGAAUCUGCAAAACAUGUUUUAAGGUACUGAACUUUGUUUGAAUUUACUACCUAUGUCUAUUGAAAAAGGGAAAGGAACCCUGUUUCAGCCCUCUGUGACUCACCAAGAGCAGUAACAAAGUACAGGCACAGAAUAGCGGGGUUUCCCUAUGACGUCAGCCAUCGCCCCUCCUCCUUGUACAGAAGACAGAAACUGGAGGUUCCGCUUUUCGUUUCAUGAGGACGCGCGCGCGACACCGACUGUCUCUCUCCGUCUCAGUGGACAUGUGGCGUGGUUAUCUGUUCCUGUUUGCUCUCUUCGCAGCGCUACAGCUAAUAAGCUCAGAGGAGAAUCCUAUAGUGCGCUAUGUGCACGGGAUUGUGGGUAAAAGUGUACAUAUGCGAUGUGUGCUGGACCACCCACACAGCAUUGAGAGGGUUUACUUCCAGAAGAAAAAUGGUAGUGGAACUGAGAUCUUUGUCAAUGGGUUUUAUAACAGAUGGCUUGAUGUGAGUCCUAUGUACAUAAAUCGCACCAUCAUCAACAAGACAGAAGUCAGCAUGGAGCUGCUCAACCUCUCUCUUGACGACGAAGGAGAGUACAGCUGUAUCCCCUUUUCGUAUAACGCAAAUCCAACAAACACAACCAAGUUUUAUCUCACAGUAACAGCCACUUACAGCAUUCCCAACAUAUCCGUCCAGGGUUGCGGAAUCGAUUCAGGAGCCUAUAACUGCGUGAUUACGUGCUCCUCAUCGGGAGGAUUCCCCCAAAGCAAUGUAACCUGGCAUAUGGCUGGAGGCAACAUGAGGAGUCUGCUGAGGGAUGAAGGAGAACUUGAACUUGCACAAGACAAGCAGUCCAGACUUUGGAGUGUGUUUAAAUAUGUUUCGCUUAAUUGCACCCAACAGGUGAACAUAACCUGCUCUGUUGGGGGAGUUGUGUCACAGGCAGUCAGUCUGUGUACACCUGUGAACAGCAUAGAUAUUACAGCUGUCGCGUGUAUUGUGCUGCUGUUGGUUUCCUUUAUAAUUAUCAUUAUUAUUGGUAUAAAGUGCAGAACAACAACGAACAGAACAGAAGAUCCCACAACAGAUGCUGAGCUUGCGACUUUAAAGUCAGGCUGGAUGAACACGGCGAAACACACACUUUCUGAAAACUUGAACUGAAGAUCCGUGUGUGUGUCUGUGUGUUUGUUUGUGUGUGUGAUGGGCAGAUGAAGAAGCAGACGGACCGUCUGAGAGUCUACACACACUCAGCUAAAGGACAAGUGCAGUUUGAAGUCAGACUGUGGCUACUGCCGGAAGAAACAACCACAGCACAUGCUAACACGUUUUCCUUUCUUUCUUUUUUUUAAUAUUAAUAGUUCUGUUUUAAAAAACUGUUUUUCUGUCCGGAAGAACUGUUCAUUCUGUUUUUUUUUUGUUUUUUUAAAUGAAAUGUGAUAUUUCAUAUUGAAUAUGAUGACAUUUCAUAAGACUGACAAUCAAGGUUAGCGUGCAGGAUUCAGGCUCAAUUAGCUUAACAUUCUGGUAGAUUAGCAUAACACUCCUCCGGCAUAGCACUCACCUUAGACAGCUUAGCAUUUAGAGACUUGAUAUACCAUUCGAGAUUAUCUACGAGGAAUAGUAACUUAACAUAUUGGCUUGCUAGCUAGCUAGCUACUGUUGAAACACAGUGUAAACAUAGUUCAACUUCUGUGAAUCAAACCUUCCUGGAACUUCUCAGGAAAGAAAAUGGCUACCAUUUUCCAGAAAGAAGUAUUAAAGCUGUGUUUCUUUCUCGACCUUAAAGUCCAAAGGUUAUGCAGUCCUAUGUUUAGAUGUAGUGCACUAUUUAAAACCGUGAAUACCUCUGAGAAUAAAGUGUGGAACACUGGACGUUGGACACAGCGAGCAAGGACGCAGCUACACCUAUGGCUGUUUGAUUCCAGAGUUUGGGAAUCGUUGGAGUCGAUUCUGUGAGUCGAUUCCUUGUAAAAGUUUUCUUAAUUCCAAAAACCAAAACAAAGGAGAAAAGAUCCGUCAGAAUUAGUAGUGCAAUAUUAAUUAAGUGUGUGAUACAGCUUUAAACUGCCGUUACAUGUUUUGUACUGAACAGUGUUUCGCUAAUUACAGGAAAAAUGCAUUUCCCUCCACGUCGAAUCCAACAUUUGGAAUAACUGGCGAUAUUUCAGCACGCAGUAAAAAAAGUUCAACUCUGGAAAUUAGCUAGCUAGUUACUAGUUACAUAACGUGGCUACACUGUGGAAGAUUUUGUUUCAUUUGAGCGUCUGUGGUGCAAAAACUGACAGUUUAAUUGGCUAGCAAGCCAAAUAAGAGAGCGACCAUUAUUAGAGCAAAGUUUUAACUUCCGACAGCUGCUCCGCCCAGGCGUUGUGGUUUGAUUUGAUUGACAGUUUAUGUUGCAUAUUUAAUGUUGUGCUCCAACUACAUCGUCACUGUGUGGAAUCAAGUCCCAAGCUUUGGAGUUAGCUCUCAAUUCCCAACUGCAUGGAAUCAGGGAUUGGCUCCCAGCCCCUAAAGCACAAACGAAGCACAGGGAACAUUCUAGAACCUUAAACCAGUGGUGAACAAGUUUUGUUGUAUUUUUGCUGUUAAACUACUAAUUAUUCUAGAAGAGUUCGCUAGCUAGCAUAACUAGAGUAGUCUACAAGUUGCCUAGUUUACCUUUCUAGCGCAUUCUAGAACAGGGGUCCCCAACCACCGGGCCGGGGACCAGUAUCGGGCCGCAAAGAAACAAAGUUAUAAUUUUAUAUAUAUAUAACUUAAAAUUAUAUGUAUUUUAUUUUGAAAAAUUCCCACUUCAAUCCAUGCCACACCCCCGCAUUUGACUCAGUCGCAGGUUUUUCCACACAUCAGUAAGUCCGCAAGCUACAAAUGUCACCACCCCCCACCCCCCGGGCCACCUUAAAAUGCUCCGGUAUCAAGCUGGUCCCUGGUACAAAAAAGGUUGGGGACCCCUGUUCUAGAACACACUUCAUGUUAUGAGCAUACUAGAACACCUACUGAAUUUACAUUCUAGACCAAUGUGUGCUCUACAAGAGUGAUACUUUCACCUUGUAGGUGUGGCUUAUGCAUUUUCCUAAUGCCAGUUCUCAUAAAGUUGGGUCAUGGGUUUUCAGUCACUUUAAGGAAAGUUCUCUGGGUUUAUUUUUAAUGCCACAUACUACAUGAAAUCUAUUAGUACAGUAUAUGGGAGAGGUUCUGGAGUCUAUACUAUGUUCUCCAUUAUCUACUUUACUUUAAUAAAAAAAAAAUAAAAAAAAGAUCUCACCAGUGUGGACAAAAAAUUUUGUGCUUGUUCACACCAAGACUUUUAGAAACUUCUUUCCGAAAGGAAACGUUCUGAUGUUUUAGUUUUGUAAAAGACAAUGGCUGGUUGUAUUUAUACUAAUACAAUAUAUAAAUUUAUUCUGUUUUUUAUUA